Molecule: messenger RNA, 657 nt
Organism: Schizophyllum commune H4-8
Lineage: Eukaryota; Fungi; Basidiomycota; Agaricomycetes; Agaricales; Schizophyllaceae
Exons: 1
Coding region: 39-269 (76 amino acids)
Source: RefSeq, a predicted model, not a curated record
AUCCGGCACAGUACAGAAGCUAUCACGAGCACGCUAUCAUGCCGCCUCUGAACCACCUGCCUGAUGAUGGUACCAUCGACGUUAUCAAGAGACGAGAAAAUACCUACCUUUCUCUGGUGAAGGUCAACACCGUGUGUUAUCCUGUCCUUUCAAAAGUCCUUGUUUGCUUACAUGCAUUGCACGACGAGAGCCUACGUUGUCCACGAAACGGCAGGUCGCGCGUCCAUUUGUUUGCUCGUUCUCGUUACAUCGCGCGGUCCGCGCGUUGAUCUAUAGCGCGCCUUUCGCCUAGUCCGUCUCACACAUUAUUAGUGCAAGGUUCACCAAGAAUUCGGCUCAUCAUGUUACAGUCUUUGUUUUCCAUCUCAGCUGGGCCAUCUGCGUUGACCUUACAGAGCGACGCGGCACUCGAAGAGGAGCGGAAACAGUCGUCUUCCAACGACACACGUGCUGGCCCUGUACAAGGGCGUGCUGGGAGGGUGCAAGCGCAUCGCAGGAGACCGCAUUGCCAUUGACCUCUGGGCAAAUAUAUGUUCGUGCAACACUCAGUUUCUCGCAGCCCUAGUCGAUACGGUGCGCUUUGUCACAGGGCAAGCGACGUCCUGUCACCUUGCUUGCAAGGUCUUUCCCGUGUCUUAUUGACCCCAUCAAAAAUGA